Messenger RNA from Ornithodoros turicata, 2332 nucleotides. Its product is annotated as neprilysin-1-like. The record is from RefSeq and is a predicted model, not a curated record. Gene Ontology annotation, cellular component: plasma membrane. NCBI's taxonomy places the organism in Eukaryota, Metazoa, Arthropoda, Arachnida, Ixodida, Argasidae. The coding region runs from base 377 to 2203 and encodes 608 amino acids. Gene Ontology annotation, biological process: protein processing. Gene Ontology annotation, molecular function: metalloendopeptidase activity. The transcript has 6 exons.
CAAGGUAGAAAGCUCUCUUGUGGACCAGGAUUUCGCGUUGCUGCUCGUACUUUUUGUGCGAAUAUGCAUCCUAAUUUCUACCCCCCCCCCUGACUUUUUUAUCCCUUCCAUGCUCCCUUAAAAUCAAUAUCUUGUAAACCUGUGUCUUCUGGCUAUUUCAUUUAACGAAUUAUGUCGAAAAUACUAGGAAAUAUGGCAUUUGCCGGCAACCUGUUCAAAAUGGAAGCACGAUGUGGAACACCAUGAGAUCUUGGCGCAAGAUCUGCUGAACACAUUGUAUGCAUCAUCCAACUUGGCAUAUCUUCGGUUGCUGAUCGCCAACAACGUGGUGUAGCUCGUGAACGGACGCGCGUGCACCAUUCCCGUCUCAAGUCCGAUGGAGCAAUGCAAGCGACGGAGCUGGGGCAAGUGCGGCAUCGCAGGGUUGCUGGGUUUGCCGCUGGUGGUGCUGGCCGUAGCCGCAGCUCUGGGCCGACGCAAUCCCGGAGGCCUGCAUGGACCUUCGCGCUGUGCUACGACACCCUGCCGUACCGCCGCGCUCGCCCUCAACAUCUCGCUCAGCCGCACCGUUGGGCCGUGCCAGGACUUGGACCGUUUCGUCUGCGAGAGUUGGCCUGGUACCUCCCCCGCUGCCCGGGUUGAGCGCAUUCUCGACUACGCGUGGACUGCCUACCGUGUGCCGCUGAGGGCGCAGUCCGCGCUUGACAAGGUGGUGGCUGUGUACCAAAGCUGUGUGGCUUCAUUGUCCCCUGGAGGUGGCGAGCCUGCUGCGCUGAGGCCCAUGCUUGUGCCUGCCAGUCCUCUCAGAAGCCUUCUGCAGCUUUCGCUGCAACACAGGAUCACGCUGCUGCUGGACGUUAGCCGAACUCUGGACAAUGCAUCGUUGAUUGUCGCUCCAGCACCUGACAUCUUACCACCGCCUCUGGAGCAGGGUGACCACGUAGCGCUGGCAAGCUACGUGGAGCGGGUCGCCGCGUUGGUGCUGGGAUCUCAACGCGACCCGCACGAAUUGGUGCAUCACGUUUUGACGCUGCAAGACGAACUCGGCAGAGAGAAACUGGAGGAGAGCAAACAGAGGACAAGUCGAGUUCUUCCCCUGUGGCAGGUGGCUCAGAUGACUGGUUCCUUGGCUGACUGGUUGGCCGAAGUUCCGGGAGCACAAGAAGAUACACCUGUCGUCGUGCAAGAUGUGCCUUGGCUCAAGAACCUCGGGGCUUUCUUGAAACGCCACCAGGACUCCGAAGAACUGCGCCACUUCGUCGGCUGGCACACGGUCCGCCUUCUGGGCUCGCUUACGCAGUACGACAUCUUCCGUGCCACACUGGAGCAAGUCCUCGGUGGCGAGGUGCGCCCCUCUCCUGCUCUGGUACGGGCUACAUGUCUGGCGCAUGCUGCCAACCUUAUGCCUGCCGCGUACAACACAUUCGUAGCUCGUCACUUCGCCACCCAAGCCUCCGCCACUCGUGUGCUCUCUCUGGCAGAGACACUGAGAGCCACCGCUUUAACUGGUCUUCGAGGAGGACGAUGGAUGCCACCGCGGCAAAGAACUCGGACGCUGAUGGCCCUACGGCAGUUGGUGCUCAUCGGGCCCACACCUCCUGGAACCGUUGCAGACUUAGACGCUGCUUACAGUCGGGUUCCCGAUAUCGUGUCCGCGGAUUUUAUGCAGGUAUACCUGGCACUGACGCGAGCAGGACCAGGUCCAGGACACUCCACCGGAGCCAAUCAAGCUGCCCUGGAACCACAGUACAGCCCCACCGAACAGUCGCUCUUCGUACCAGCGGGUGCACUUCAGACACCACUUUACGAAGACGCCUUGCCACCAGCCUUCAACUUGGGCGGCCUGGGCGCCAGCCUCGCGGACAGACUGCUACAAGCAGCUCAAAGAGUCUGGUCCACGGACGCUGUGGCUGUCAAAGCGUUUAACCACAAGGCAAAUUGUCAAGGAGCUGAAUCACUACUGCGUGGCACUGCGUUACGGCUCGCUUACCGUGCCUUCCGUCGUGAACGCCGUGUGGUGCUUGCGGGUCUGGAGCGUUUCUCGCCAGAUCAGCUUUUUUUCCUGGCUUCUUGUAUGCCCUGGUGUGGCAGUCAAGGACAAUGUGCGUCCGCUGUCAAGUAUAUGCCAGAAUUUGCGAGCGCGUUUGGAUGUCGCGCUGGUGACCCCAUGAGUCCACGGCCGCGUUGUUCAUUGCUUGUAUAGCGGACAUAAGGAACGUGGCCGUGGAGUUAGGACAUCUUCUUGGGCUGUAGUUGCACUUUAUGAGAAGGACACUGUGAAUAACAUAACUGAAAUGGAUUGUAAAUAAGUGUAUAUAUAUGAUGGAUUUCA